AUGGGCAAGGCCAUGCAAAAGCAGCUUGCUUGGGGUGCGCAGAUGGAUUUAGCCUUGCUUCGUGAAUUCGUGCGCGUCGAGCCAUACGACGGAAAGUUCAAGGCGACGGACAAGACCCAGAGAAUGCGGGGUACCGGCAGCAACGAGGAGGUCACUGAACAAGUUCAGAUUCUCCAGGACCUUGUUGACCGCCGUGCUGCAGCUGAAGAAACCAAAAAGACCAAGAAGGAGAAGGAGCAGAAGCGCCGGGACUCACUCGACUCCACUGGAUCCCAAUUUUGCCUUGAAGCUGAGCAAAGGAUUAAGCAUGCCGACGACCAUGCUUAUAGAAUGCACCGGCUUGAGUUUGACAAGGAGGAGUAA
Messenger RNA from Aphanomyces invadans, 363 nucleotides. RefSeq lists its product as hypothetical. The transcript has 3 exons. The record is from RefSeq and is a predicted model, not a curated record. Lineage: Eukaryota; Oomycota; Saprolegniomycetes; Saprolegniales; Verrucalvaceae. The coding region runs from base 1 to 363 and encodes 120 amino acids.